Molecule: messenger RNA, 1191 nt
Organism: Didymella exigua CBS 183.55
Lineage: Eukaryota; Fungi; Ascomycota; Dothideomycetes; Pleosporales; Didymellaceae
Product: PAXNEB-domain-containing protein
Exons: 2
Coding region: 1-1191 (396 amino acids)
Biological process (GO): tRNA wobble uridine modification
Cellular component (GO): elongator holoenzyme complex; cytoplasm; transcription elongation factor complex
Source: RefSeq, a predicted model, not a curated record
AUGGCGUUUCGCAAGCGCAAUAUCGCGCUGUCACGCGUCCCGGCAGACGGUGACGCGUCGCCAUCUGCGCCCUCGCCAGUCGAAGCUGCCCCAACACCUACACCAACUGGUGUACGCCCUUCGCCCAUCGACGGCCGCCCCACCACCUCAACCGGCACACCGUCGCUCGAUGGCAUCUUGGCAGGCCAUGCAGGUCUGCCACUAGGCAACUCGAUACUGAUCGAGGAGAGCGGGACAACAGACUAUGCUGGCGCAUUGCUCCGGUUCUAUGCCGCAGAGGGCGCUGUGCAAGGACAAAAGGUGCAUGUUGUAGGCAUGGGUGAAGUAUGGGGCCGUGAGCUACCUGGCAUAUCGGAGGGCAAGAGUGAUGAGAAGAGGAGGGAAAGCAAGGAACGUGCGGAGAAGAUGAAGAUUGCGUGGCGGUAUGAAGGGCUGGGCCAGUUUGAGAGUGCAAGAGGUGCGUCUUGUCCCCAGAAGGCACAGACACAGGGCGAGAAUGCAGAAGAAGUUGUGUUCUGCCAUACAUUUGACCUGGCGAGACGGCUGACACUGCCUGUGGGAACGGCAAUGAACUACAUUGCUAUACCACGAACAGCUCCUUCUACAUCGCCGCUCAUGGCCAUACUGCGGAAUGUACAACAGCAGCUUGCGUCGACGCCCAUGCAUACGAUACACCGCCUCGUCAUACCGUCUCUCUUGUCACCAGCAUUGUACCCUCCCACUUCCUCGCAUCCCAAUACGAUACUGCAAUUCCUGCAUGCUCUUCGUGCAUUGCUACGACAGAACCCAACACGACUCACAGCCAUCGUUACAUUGCCAUUGUCCUUGUACCCUCGCUCCUCAGGCCUCGUGCGCUGGAUGGAGAUCUUUUCUGACGGUGUUCUUGAGCUCUCGCCUUUCCCGUACUCGCACGCACAGAUGCUUGCCCAAUCCGCCGGCACAACGAAGAAUGAGGAGAAACCGCAGGGUAUGUUUGCUGUUCACAAACUUCCCGUGUACCACGAGAAGGGCGGCGGUGGUGGAGCGGAAGACCUGGGCGAAGAUAUGGCCUUUACGCUUUCGAGACGAAAGUUUGUGAUCGCGAAGUUCAGCCUACCGCCGCUUGAAGGAGAUACCGAGGCACAGGAAGCCGCUGUAAGAGAGGCUGCAGGUGGGAGUGCCAUGCCAAAGAAGGCGGAUCUCGAGUUCUAG